This is a messenger RNA of Micropterus salmoides (largemouth bass), 3661 nucleotides long. It is a transcript of the gene znf362b, whose product is annotated as zinc finger protein 362b. NCBI's taxonomy places the organism in Eukaryota, Metazoa, Chordata, Actinopteri, Centrarchiformes, Centrarchidae. Gene Ontology annotation, cellular component: nucleus. The coding region runs from base 148 to 1560 and encodes 470 amino acids. The transcript has 9 exons. Gene Ontology annotation, molecular function: RNA polymerase II cis-regulatory region sequence-specific DNA binding; DNA-binding transcription factor activity, RNA polymerase II-specific. The record is from RefSeq and is a predicted model, not a curated record. Gene Ontology annotation, biological process: regulation of transcription by RNA polymerase II; central nervous system development.
GUACUGUACUGAGCCUGCAGCAGCAGCACCCAGAAGUGAACAAAGCGACCCGGAAGCGGUGGUCCGACUGGAGGCAGGCAGAAAGAACAUCAACCUUUUAUAUUAUAGCUGUACUCGCAAGACAAUAUCUGCAAUCAGGACACAAGAAUGGCAGAGCCUCGAUUUAACAACCCGUAUUUCUGGCCGCCACCUCCAUCCAUGCCAGGCCAGCUGGAUAACCUGGUGCUCAUUAACAAGAUCAAGGAGCAGCUGAUGGCUGAGAAGAUCAGACCCCUGCACUUGCCGCCUACCUCCACCCCUUCCCAGCAGUCUUUGCUGGUGCCCACCUCGUCCCCGGACGGUAGCGCCCAGCACGGCAUGUCAGUGCCAAAGCCCCAGGCACAGCAGGUGCAGGGCCACCACCAGCAAGGCUCUGGACAACCAGAUAUCGCUCUGCACGCUCGCCCUGCCUCCAGCUCUGGACCAGAUGGAAAUAUGGACGACAAGUCAGCAGUGAAAGCUAAAGGAUUAUGGGAAGACUGGCACAUGAGGCAGCUCAGCGAGCAAACUGGCCGGGUCAACCAUCGCUCAGGUACUGCAGUCAGCUGGUCUCUGUGGUCUGUUGACAUGGGGAAAUAUGAAGAAAAUCAGCCUCUGGGGCUGAAAGGAAAUAACACAACUGGUCUGGUUCCUUCUUCCCGACCUGACAGCCACAACACCUCAGAGGCCCUAACCCCCACGACUCCAACCUCCAGCAGCCAGAACCGCCUGGGUGGUGCCCCUUCUGUGAACAUCAUCUCUGGGCUGGCCAGCGGUCCUGGCAUGGACCACAUGAAAGUUGGAGGCCUGGCUGGACUGUUGGGCCCCCCACCCAAGGCGCCCCGGGGACGGAAGAAGAUCAAGGCUGAAAACCCGUCAGGUCCUCUGCUGGUGGUGCCCUACCCCAUCCUAGCUGACCAAGGCUGCGUCACUGUCGCACCCAAAGAGGGCAAAACCUACAGAUGCAAAGUGUGCCCGCUCACCUUUUUAACAAAGUCAGAGAUGCAGAUUCACUCCAAGUCCCACACAGAGGCCAAACCACACAAGUGUCCCCACUGCUCCAAGACAUUCGCCAACGCCUCCUACUUGUCCCAGCACCUGCGCAUCCACCUGGGGAUAAAACCCUACCACUGCUCCUACUGCGAGAACUCAUUCCGUCAGCUGUCACAUCUGCAGCAGCACACCAGAAUCCACACUGGCGAUAGGCCGUAUAAAUGUGCUCACCCCGGAUGUGAAAAGGCUUUUACCCAGUUGUCUAACCUCCAGUCUCACCAGCGGCAGCACAAUAAAGACAAGCCGUAUAAAUGUCCUAACUGCUACCGUGCCUACUCAGACUCGGCAUCAUUGCAGAUCCACUUGUCAGCGCACGCCAUCAAAAACGCUAAGGCCUACUGCUGUAGCAUGUGUGGCCGGGCAUACACCUCAGAGACCUACCUUAUGAAGCACAUGUCCAAACAUACGGUGGUGGAGCACCUAGUGAGCCACCAGUCGCCUCAGAGGACCGAGUCCCCCAACAUCCCCAUACGCAUCUCCCUCAUCUGAGCUCCCCUGCUGCUCAGCAGCAGGACCGAUUCAGAGUCUACGCUAGGCUGGAGCUUUUGAGGCCCUGCACCCACAGCCAUCUACAUAAGGCUUACAUUAGCAUUAUGACAGCUGACAUAAGCAUUCAGUGCUAGAUUCAGUAAACAGGCUGCCUCCAUCCAUCUUGACACAAGCCAUCUGUCAAAAAUGAGCACAGCGUUAUUUUGUGAAUGUAACAAUACAGCUAGAUGUUGUCCGGAGGAUCGAGUGUCAGAGAAUGUCUUGCGUCAGAUUUAAUAAGCACUUUCGUAAGCGUCAUGUAAACUGCCGGAUGCAUUGGCCAUCAUAAAUGUUUUAGUUAGAAAUGUUUUUUAGUUUUUUUCCCUCUUCCAUGAAAUGGGUUUCCAAAAUGUGCCAGAUGAUAUUUGCCCUUAUAAAGAAUUGAGAAAGUAGAAAAAAUGUUUGCUGGGUGUAUUCUGGAGACAUCCAAAGAUAAUCUUAAAGCACUUUUAGGCCUUGUGGUUUUGGCUCAAAUUGUUUCAAUCUUGUUGGAUGGAAAAUGCCAAAGGGCAUUACUUGUGGCAGCUAAGAGUACUGACUGUGUAUAAACAGUCUUUUUCUGUUACUUUCAUUGUUUUUACUCACAUUUUUGUGCAAGUACAUAUUUACAGGGUCAUCUAAAUUUGAAGAAAGGCAAUCGGUAGAUGACAAUUUUAAACAUUUAAUGAUUGUAUUAAGAAGUUGUAUUAUUGACUUGGGGAGGCAAAAAAAUAGAGCAACAUGUAAGGGACGAAAGAUGAAUGUUUUUUAUUUUAUUUUUCUUCCAAAAUCUUUCACUCCAUAUUUGAUGUUCACUUUUAUGGCACCUUUUAUGGUCAUAACAUAUGAUCAAAUAAACACUGCUUUUUACAUUACGUUUUUCUCCUGUCCCAAUAACUAGUGCCAUAUGAACCGUGUUGAGGUUUUAAUAGAAAGCAAAUCUUGUUAUACUGCGUCUGCUUUCUCUACUCAGCUAAGCUUUGACUAUUGUUUUGUAAGUAUUAGAGGUUGAAUACAUUGCACCUGUGUCAGUGCCAGCUCUACUCAGCCCUACCUUUAAAUACACUUCAGCUGAAAAUAGAUUUUACUCGAGUGCUAAAUUUUAAACCUAAACAUUGGACCAAAAUGUGAAGUUAUUGUACAGUUACUCUGGCCCAGUUAAGUAUUUUGUUUUCUCUUUAAUAAGCUUUACCCAUUUGGAAUAAACUGCAGUAUAAGUCAUUUUCCAUAGGUCUAUAUUAUAAGUUAACAUGGAGGUGAUGCUUCUCCUUUUGAUUUAUUUUUCUCAUUUAGUAUUCUUUUUAUUGUACACAGUAUUGUUUGUUGUAUUUUUACUGUAACUUUAACCUCUGGAUGGUACUAAUAGGGUACCCUGUACUCUUCAGGGCACUUAAAGGGUGCUACGGCUAGACGUAAUGUUUGAGAUGGAACUGAGAAUAAUGUAAAAUACAUAUACAGUAUAUAGUAUGUUUUCAAAAGAAUAAAAACGUAUUACUAUAGCCACUGGCCUGAAAAACAGACAUUUACGCCAACAACAGACCCUGCCUCUUCAACUUACUCUCUCUUGAGAUAAUGGGAAAAUGUACAUGUUGCUGUACUGUAAAACAUGUUACUCAUUUAUAGUACCUAUUUUUUAAGUUUUCAUAAACAUGUUCUGUUUGGGUUUUGUAAGAGUUUAUGUAUGAACUUACUGUAAUUAAUUUAGUCUACCCAUAUGUUAUUAAUAUUCAUGUUUUAUAUCAGUUAUUUACAUGUAAGCCUUAACUGUUUUAUCAUCCCAUUUCCAUUACUCUGUAUUGUGUUCUGCAGUAUUCAGUCGUGUAAACAUUUUUAUUUUUUUCCUUCCGCAUGGAGUUCCGAAGCUGUAAUCUGUAUGAUAACUGUAACCCAUGUUCUCUGAAAAGAUAUUGCGUAGAUUUAUUACACUUUUUCCUGUCUUGCAUUGUGGUUUCAUAAACAGUUUCUAGACAACAAAAUAUGCACAGCCAAGACUGAGAAGUUAAACUAAGGUUAUCAGUGUUUAAAAAAGGAAAAAAAGCUUUGUAUCUUUACCUUGUUUAAUAAACAGACUGUUAUAAAUUCA